Molecule: messenger RNA, 7491 nt
Organism: Musca domestica (house fly)
Lineage: Eukaryota; Metazoa; Arthropoda; Insecta; Diptera; Muscidae
Exons: 3
Coding region: 2094-3425 (443 amino acids)
Molecular function (GO): nucleic acid binding; catalytic activity; zinc ion binding
Source: RefSeq, a predicted model, not a curated record
UUGUGCACCAAACUUGUAAUAUCAGCCCGAAUAGUAUGGUAUAGUAUAAUUUUUGCACAUACAACCAGAUUAGGCCUGAAAAUAAGUAUGCCAAAUUUGAUCGAAAUCGGUUCAGAUAUAGCUAUAGCUCCCAUAUAUAUUGUUCAUCCGAUUUGUUAUAUAUCUUACCCACAACCGUAAUAUGCACUCCGUAACAUCGAUAUUCAGGGAAAUAUAUCAAAUACAGCUCAGAAAUAUCUUUGCCAAAUUUUAUCGAGAUCGGUUCAGAUUUGGAUAUAGCUCCCAUAUAUAUAUUUAUCCGAUUUAAAAUUAAUUGUGCACCAAAUGGGUUUAGUCCUUUGAACUUUAAAUUAUAAUUAUAAUCAUAGCGUGUAUGAUUGAACUCUCCCAUAAAAACUUUCAAUUGUUAUGUGGAGCUCUACUAAAUUAGCAAAGUGGUGUAGGGUAUCAUAAAGUCGGCCCCGUCCUACUUUAAAACUUUCUUUGCUGGUUUUUGAUAGAAAUGUGUCUAAAUCUACUUGUUUUGCAAUUUUCACAAUCAUAAAGGGAAAAUCGGAUAUGGUAGUAAAAACCUUUACAUUCUUGCAUCUCUGGAACAGACCAAUUGCCACUUUGAAAAGCAAAGGAAAAUAGUACCAAUUAUGGUACAAUAAAAAGGUAAGGUAGAGCUUCCAGCUGAUUACAAUUUUUUUCCAAGUGUGCCCGACUUCCGCCAGUAUUGUGUAUGCAUUUAUUGUUUUGAAAAAUAAAAACAAAAUAUUUUCAAAUUCAAUUAUUGGAAGUAACUUAAUUUGAGGGGCGCACUUUAAUGAUAUUAACCAGAUUUACCAUGGAAUUGAAAGAUUGAAACUUUAGGAUCAUAUUUUUUAAAGAACAUCUAGGCAUUUCAUUCAUCUUUUGCACUAUUUGACUAAUUUUAAAAAUGAACAAAUAAUAUCAAAUAAAUGAAAACAACUUGUUGCAUAUAAUUUUGAGUAAUUUUGACAGGAAGCGGGCGUAGCCUCAGGGCUGUAUAUCUCUAGUUCUACGAAGCUGUUCUACCUCCUUAUUGUACCAUGAUACCAAUUGUCUUAAGGUGCAAGUACAUAAAAAGCUUGAAGUCAUGGCUAGGCAUAUUAGUGUUAAAUUAUAAUGGAAAACGACGGCAGGAUUUUAGUUCGGCUCUGUAAUUCCUUUAUGAAAUGUCAUAUGACUUCAAGCUUCUUAUGUACUUACACCUUUAAAACAAAUUCGUAUUAAAACUACAAGACAGUCGCUACUCAACCUUUGUUGUUGCUACACUGCGCCCUUUAACUCUCGUUUUGUUUUUCAACACACACACAUAGACACACACACAAACAUUUGUUUUGCUUUCGCGACAUUUUGAACAUUUUGACUUUCUUUUUAAUUUUUUUCAACAAAUAAAAUUAAGUAAAAAUUUUUUUGUCAAAAAAAAUGGAUGCCGAUGGGGAACCGCCCCCAACACCUAUCUGGGACCCAAAUAAACGCAGUGCACAUCUAAUGUCUAAUCAAAAAAAAAUAGAUUCAUAAACAAUAAUGGUGAACCCAUCAAAAACACAAAUGUAUCAGAAGUCUCAUCUAAUGAGUCUGAUGUGUCUGAAAAAAUUGAAUUCAAUUAUAAUGCCUAACAAUCAAACAUUUGUUACACACAAAACCAUCCGGGACCAUUUUAUGUUAUUGUGACCUCGGAAACUCCAAUUAGUUCCAGGAGGAAAAACUGCGAACUACAUCUUUAUGCCCUUUUUCAAAAAAUCAAUGUUCCUACCAACUACUUUUGUAAAAACAUAGGAUACAAUACAAUCCGCAUUACUUUCAAUAACUUUGCACUGGUAAAUUCAUUUGUUCAAAACCAGCAAUUUAAAAAAUUGGAUUAAAAGCCGAAAUCCCUGAGCGACUUAUUCGAAAGUUUUAUGUAAUAAAAAAUUUUACUAAAUCCAUUGAUGGUAUAACCAUAAAAAAUCUAUUGAACAAAAUAAUGAUAUGGAAGUAAUAUCUGUACACAGAUUUACAAGGAAAACCGAAAAUAACAAAAUAGAAGAGACUGAAACAGUCAAGUUGGAAUAAUCUGUAAUGGAGUCCCCCAAUCUACUUUUAUGCGUGGUACUAGGAUUAAACCUGAUUUAUAUGUACUCCCUGUACGUCUUUGUAAAAACUGUGGGCGUCUUGGCCACAUUGCCAUACGCUGCAGAUCAACUAAAUGUUGUCUAGACUGUGGGAAAUUAAUAAUUUGUCCAAACCAAUGUAAGGAACAAAAAUGCAAUGAUUGCCUUACUACCACCAAAUGCAAGGAACAAUGUGACACAUUAAAAUGUAUUUUGUGCAAUGGUAUUGAUCACAAUGCUACGGAAGAAGGAAAAUGUGAAAGAUGGAGAUCUGAAAAACAAAUUAAAUCGCUUAUGACUCUUUCAUAUCUAAGCAGAAAAGAAGUCUUACAAACGUACCCGGAAUCCCACAAUUAUUACAACAUUUUAGCUGAUGGCAACUACAAUUCUCAAUUUCCUCCAAUGAGUAAAUCUUCUAAUCAAAAUAUAAGAAACUUUAAUGAAGAAAUAAACAGAAGAAUCACAAAAAUAAAGUACAGCAAAAUAGCAGCUCCUCGCACCAUUAUCAAUCAUCCAGUAGCCAGUGCCAUCAAUAUUACACCUUCAAUCCCUGUUUAUGAACAUUCAUCCUUUUCCAAAGUAUCAGAGCUGGAAAAAACAAUGUCAAUUUUUACCAAACAAAUGUCUCAGUUACUUAGUAUAGACGAAUCGCAAAAUAAUACAAGCAUAUGCAAUUAUAAUAUAGUGUCAAAAAACAACUACGGAGGAGUUGCCAUACUUUUAAAAAAUAAUAUUAAGUUCAAAAAGAUCCAAUUUGAAAUCCCAUUGGACAUCAUUAUUUGCCAAAUAAUAAACAUGUCGAAUAAUAUAACCAUUGCAUCCAUAUACUUCCCUCACUCUAUAAGAGCUAGCGAAAUAAAAUAUGAGCUUGAAAAAUUGCUAUGCUUUUUGGAAUCACGAACUGAUGUACUAAUCUGUGGAGACUUUAAUGCGAGGCAUUCAUGUUAUGGAGACUCUUUUGAUUCACAUCGAGGAAACAUUGUCAAAUCCUUUUUUGACUCAUCAAAUUUUUAUACUCCUUAUAAUGGAAACUUCACCUUUAAAAAACGCUCAACUGACACAACUGGUUCUGUUCUUGAUCUGUCAUUUACGAAUACUACGUUAACCACUUCGUGGAAAGUACAACCUUUUACAAUUGGAGGAAGCCAUCAUUACCCCAUAGUUAUUAAUAUUGGUAUCAGCAAUAUUACAAACCAAAGGUUUCUAGCUAAGAAAAAGUUGUUAAAAUCAGUGAACAACGCAAAUAUCAAUCCUCGCUUUGAUGAUAUACAUGCAACGUUUAAGGAUGAAAUAAAAAAAAUCUACAUUUAUUUCAAAAAAUAAACAAUCUCCAAAAGUUUGGUGGGACUCUGUCGUAGAAAAAACACACAGACUUCAGCUAGCUGCUCAAAAAACGUACGACAUGUUCAAAAACAACAUAAAUGCUUCUAAACUUAUUGAGGUUAAUAAAGCUUUUAACAAUGCUGUUAAAUUUUCCAAAAGGAAGUCCUUUAAAUCUAAAAUUCAGGAUCUUAACAAGGAACCAAAUUCUAAAGCACUUUUUAAAUUUCUCUCUUCUCUCUUCCUCUCCCAUUUAUAAAACAAAAUGGUCUUCUGAAAACGAUAAAAAGUUUUUAAUCCAUCUUAGAGAUCAAGUUCCCAAUAAUGCUCCAAUUCAAGUCACGUUUACAAGUUCAAAUACAUAGCCAAUUUUUUCAACAGAAGAAUUUGAAACUGUUUUACAAAAAAAAGAAGAAGCCAUCAGCUGCUGGUACAGAUGGAGUUACCUAUGAAGAAGAAAUAACACUUCACUCAACUAUUUAGUAAACACAAUUAUCAGUCAAUCCGAGCAUAGCCCCUAAACUCAACUUAAGCCCACACCUGCAUAAAAUGAAGCUGAUAGACACUAAUUUGUGUGCUGUUUGUAAUGUACCUGAAACGGAAAAUCAUUUGAUCUUUGAGUGCAAUAAAAUUCACCACCUAAGAUGUAACUUCAAUAUUUUCAACGAUUUUACCAACUUACCUGCUUUAUUGAAACACCGAACAAACACCGUCAUCAAGGAACUCUGUAAUUUCAUUACUUCAGCCAAAAUUGAAUUGUAAACAAAAAUGAUGUCACAUUCACCAUGGAACUAGUUCAAUUAUUUAGUUACUUCGUCUUGGUAUAUAGGUACUACGGGUACGUAUCAACAAUUACUUUUCAAUAAACCAAAAAAACUGCAAGAUGACUCAAAUCCAUCUCCAUCUGAAAUGUGGUUUGGCGAAAAUCCGAUUUUUGGAUAUGAGACAUAAAGAUCGGUACUAAAAUGCCAUAGAAAAAUCUUGACAACACAACCACGGUGCAAUGAAAUCAACAACUGCGAUAUUUGUUUUUUAGCAAUUCUGACAUUACAAUUCAUACAGGUAGAAAUCUUCACUUGCAAAAUGUUUGAAUUUAGCCUACCUUCUCUCAGUUCCAAAACCUGCAAGAAGGUACUAGUAUUAUAAUUGUUUUUAAUAUCAUAAAGGGAACAUCGUUUAAAGGUGAGAAAACAUAAAAUGCUUUUUUGAAUUGCUUAAGUAAUCGACUGACUUCUUCGUAAACGAAGGAAGGAAUUUUAGGUUGAAUUAGUUAAAUUUGGACCCAUAAUUUAUACUUGUUCGCCCCGUACUCCUUUGUUUGUCUAUGAAGAUGACAGUCAAAUGACUUAAGCCAGUAAACAACUUUUUCUAUGUGUUCUCACCUUAAGUCAUCGGGUAAACAAAUAUUAAUUACGAGCCGAAAUAGAACUAUUUUACAACAAAUUAAAUCAAGCAAUCAGUGAAAAUUAUUUCAAAGUGAAGAAAAACUUUUAUAGAAAAAAAUCUUCAGUCUAUCUAGAAUAUUCGAAGCAAUCGUUUGUGUUUUUUUCCUUUUUUAUAAGUUGCACUAUUGGUUGUCAUAUUAUUUUUCCACAAUUAAUUUGAGAUUCAAUAGGUUAUGGGCGUUUUAAAAGAAUUGAAUGGAAUAACAAUUUCGAGUUAAGUUGUACAUGGACAAUUUGGACUUAUUAAACGUUCUGAUGAUUCAAUGAACGAACCUAGUCGGAUACAUGCAUUCUGUUAUGUUCGCGACAGAAGACUGCAAAGGAAAUGUGGGAAAGUCUGAAUCGGUCUAUGCUAAGAAGUCUAUGGUGACACAACUUUUAAUUCGGGAAAUGCUCUCAGGGAUGAAAUUGAAUGAAGGUGACAACAUUUUAUCUUAUACAAAUGCUUUCGAAAAUUUGGUACGACAGAUUGGAAUCGCCAAGGCAAACGUUGAAGAGCCAGAUCUCAUUGUUCAAUUAUUUUUAACUUUACCGGGAAAGUUGAACCCACGAGUCAGGGCAUUGCAGAACGUACAAAAUGGUAAACUUACUUUCAAUAUGAUAAAGGAAAGGCUGAUGACAGGGGACGUUCGAUCGAAAUACCACAAGUUUGGCCACAAAGCCCGUAAUUGUAGGCAAAAAAAUAAUAUAUGUAGCCACCAAAAAUUCUGUAUGUUUAUGACUAGAGGCAAAAGAUUUUUAAAAUGGACUCAAAUCUCAAGAACUUGCAAAAACCAAUAGAAAUUAAUAUUGCCAAAAGUAAAAAAUCCCUGUUUGAAAAUUCUUAUGGCCAAUCAAUGGUAUCAGUUGUAACAGGGUUCCCCUGGUAAUGAAGGACGUGCUACAUUUUCCAUAUUUACGGGAUAAUCUUUUAUCUGUGAGAAAAUUGUCUUCUGCCAGCGCCAACAUCAAAUUCAUUAGAAACAAAGCUAAUAGGAUUGACAACGGUAAGAUAAUAGCAUCAGUACAAUUAUCUGAAAAUAUUAAUAAAUUAAAGAUAAAUCUAACGAUGGAACUGUUCUGGCUUCGGACAAAAAUAAUGGAGCUUUGUGGCAUCGACAAGGCUAGACUGGGUCACAUCGGCGUUAAUGGUUUUAAGAAGUUAUCAAAGAAUACGAAGCUAUGGUCACUAGUUUAUUCAGCGGAAUGUCAAUAUCAAAAAACUACAGACCAAGGUGAAGAAUAUUUGUCCAAGGAACAACGCCAAUGGUAUAAAAGAAAAUGUGUUUGACAAAAUGAGAACAAUAUUGUUGAAGUCCAAAUUACCCAAAGAGAAGCCCCUUUAGCUGCGUUUACAUUAUUAAUUGUUGUCCAACUAGGAGUCUGAAAAUAUGUUAAACUCCAUCUGAAAUGUGGUUUGGCGAAAAUCCGAUUUUUGUAUAUGAGACAUAAACAUCGGUACUAAAAUGCCAUAGAAAAAUCUUGACCCCAGAGGUAUCAAAACAUCUGAUGUUAAAAGUAAUAAAACAAUAUUGCACAAGUUAGAGGAGGAUAAUGAUGUGAUGUGAAUUCCUUGAUGAAGGUAAAAGUGUAAAUAAUAAUACAACUUUUACAGAAGAAACAUUGCCUCAAGAUUCUGUACGCCACAGCACUAGAAAACGAAGAUUAGCUAUCAAACAUCCAACCUACAUCACUGAAUUCGAAACAACAGUUUUAACAAGAAGAAUGCCCGAACGCAAUAAAGAAAUUUCUGGAUUGGAAGAAGCUGCCAAAUGAAGCAGUUGCUGAUGAAAUAGCGUCUUUGAAAAGAACGAGGUGUAGAAAGAGGUUGCAGCUGCAAACGUAAAGUUGUUAAAAUCCAAAUUGAAUUUUCGAAUAAAGGUAGAUGAAAAUGGAUAUCCAACUAAAUAUAAGUCUCGUUUAGAAGCCAAAGAAUACCUUCAGCAAGAGGGGGUAGAUAUUUUCGAAACGUAUGCACCCUUCGCGAACUUAAGCACCAUACGUUUCAUACUUGCUAUUGGCAUGAAGCAGAAUUACAUAUUUCAUCAGCUGAAUGUAAAAACGACAUUUCUACAUGGAUAUCUUAAAGACGAUGUGCAAUUUCUGAUGACAUAACCACAAAAGAUGUUAUUUACCACAUGUGGAUAUAUGAAGCCGCCAUUACAAUCGGCCAAUGCUGUCCUAUUUGGCUGACUUCUUCAUUAUUUUAAGUGUGGCAAACUUUCCCGGUGUUGGCCUCCGAUGGUGAAGGAGGCUAUCCUGGCUUGCAUGGGUUAAUUCUACCAACAAACACUUCUAAUUCCCCCUAAUCUGGUCAUGGCUGAACAUACUUUAUACUAUGUUUACACCCUUUUUCAGUGCCCAGACGUCUCCAUUUAUUACUUAGCUCCCUUAAUACCCCAUAUCUCUAUAUGCAUUUAGGAGUGGUUAUGACGGCCACGGACGGCAAUCGUUGGGUGGAGUCGAAGGUCGAGGCCAGUGUGAAUUGGGCAAACCGGCCUGUCCUGAUUGGGAUUGCAUUUAGUGGCAGUCGGAGACCAAUUAAGCGACGAUAGUUAGCCCUAUUGUGAUAAUAGGUUGAAUUGCCUGGCUAUGUAACGUAGUUACAUGCGACAAUAAAGCGGAUGAAAUACUUUGUAUUAUUA